Molecule: messenger RNA, 3880 nt
Organism: Triticum aestivum (bread wheat)
Lineage: Eukaryota; Viridiplantae; Streptophyta; Magnoliopsida; Poales; Poaceae
Product: zinc finger MYM-type protein 1-like
Exons: 3
Coding region: 964-2502 (512 amino acids)
Molecular function (GO): protein dimerization activity
Source: RefSeq, a predicted model, not a curated record
GAAUUGUUGGCAGUAGCAUAUUUGCAAUGUGGGAAAAGGCUUCAAAAGCAAGGAAAAUAGGUGAAGUAUCCACACCGAAUCAGACCGUAGCUGCAUCUAGUACUUGUACUUCUCCUGUUCAUUUGGAGAGCAAUUUGCAAUUGGUGUUAUGGCAAGAACCGGAGAGUAGAGGAGAAACCUCAAUGCCUCAUGUAGAAGAUGAUGAAUUUAUUGAUGAAGAUGAUGAACCGAUGCAAGCAGAUUUGGAGGCACUCGAACAUGAUCCUGGAAAGCGGAUUCCCAUCUCAAUGUAUGCUGUCAAUGACCAAGAUAGAGUAAGAAGGAGAUAUAUUGAGAUGGGGUGAUGUCAACCAAAGAAUCAUGAGUUCAAGUUUACAAAUAAAAGUGGGAAAGAUCGUCGCUUUUGUCGUGCUUGGUUUAAAGAAUUUCCAUGGAUUGAGUAUAGUGUGGAAAAACAUAGAGCUUUCUGCUUCGUUUGCUAUUUGUUCAAGGAUAAAACAAGAUGUCCCGGUGGAGAUGCUUUUGUGAAUAAAGGAUUUAAUAACUGAAACAUGAAGUCGAGAUUGAAGAAACAUGAAGGUGAGGUUAGUAGUGCUCAUGCUGAAGCUCAAGAGAAGUAUGAUAGGUUCACUACACCACAAACAUCAAUUCAGGAGUCUAUUGCUUCAAACACCUCACAAUACAAGGCUUUGUGUAAACAGCGUUUGACAUGGACACUCAAGUGUGUGAGAUUUCUGUUGUGCCAAGGCUUUGCAUUUAGAGGACAUGAUGAAAGUGAAGACUCGCUAAAUAAAGGAAAUUUUCUUGAGCUUCUAAAUUGGCUAGCUGGAAAUUUUGAAAAGAUUGACAGGGUUGUUCUCAAGAAUGCUCCACGGAACUGCAAGAUGACUCACCAUGAUAUACAACAAGAGGUGAUAAAAUGUUGUGCACAAGAGACUACUAAAUUAGUCAUUGAAGAACUUGAUGGUGGUCAUUUUUGCAAUACUUGCAUAUGAGUCUAGUGAUGUGUAUCAGAAUGAACAAUUGGCUGUUUGCUUGCGUUUUGUUGAUAAGAAAGGAAGGGCGGUUGUUAGAUUUCUUGGUAUUGCUCAUGUUGAAGAUACUACCUCUUUGACACUAAAAGCUGCAAUUCAGAAAAUGCUUAUGGACUACAAUCUGACCUUUUCGAUGGUUCGUGGGCAAGGAUAUGAUGGAGCUAGUAACAUGAGAGGUAAUGUUAAUGGCCUGAAAAAACUGAUUAUGGAUGAGUCCCCUUCUGCCUACUAUGUUCAUUGUUUUGCCCAUCAACUACAGUUAACUCUUGUUGCUGUUGCUAAGGAGAGUGGUGAUUGUACUUGGUUCUUUCAGCAUCUUGCACACUUGUUAAAUGCUCUUGGCAUGUCUUGUAAAAAGAUGAGAAUGCUUCAGAUAGCUCAGGCUGAAGAACUCAUUGAUGCAUUGGAAUUGGAAGAAGUAGAAACAGGGAGUGGGCUGAAUCAGGAAAUGGGUUUGGGAAGGCCAUGUGAUACACGUUGGGGCUCUCACUUCAAAACUGUGAACCAUGUCAUCUCUAUAUAUGGUGCACUACGACGAGUCAUUCGCAAGAUUGGAGACGAGUACCAUGGUGCGGAGGCACAAGCGGCUCUAUCCAUAGAGACAAUAUUUCGAUCAUUUGAGUUUGUUUUCAUGGCACACUUGAUGCAAGAAAUAUUUGGAUACACAGAUGAGUUGUGUAGAGCUUUGCAAAAGCAAGACGAAGAUAUUGUUCAUGCUAUUGAGCUUGUUCGUGACACAAAGUAUUACUUGGAGACUUUGAGGACCGAUGCUGGAUGGGAUGAUUUUCUCAUAAAGGUCACAUCUUUUUGUACAAAGCAUAAGAUCAAAGUUGUUGAUAUGGAGGGUCCUUACUUUCCCGUUGGCCAGCCUAGAAGGGGUUUAUGUAAUGGUGUGAUCAAUUACCACCGCUUCAAGGUUGAUAUGUUUGUGGGUGUCAUUGAUAGGCAAAUCAGUGAGCUGAAUGGCAGAUUUGAUGAGGUAAACACAAAGCUACUUUCUUGCAUGGCAACAUUCUGUCCACUUCAUCUAUUUGCUGCUUAUGACCAAGAGAAGUUGGUUAGGCUUGCUACAAAGUUUUAUGCUUCUGAUUUUACAAGUGAUGAACUGGCAAGACUUCCAUGGCAACUAAACAUGUAUGUUACUAAUGUGCGUAGAGAUGAAAGGUUUCAAAACCUGAAAAAUCUGUGUCAACUUUCAGUUGUGCUUGUGGAGACGAACAAGCAUGAACAAUAUCAUAUUGUUUACAAGCUUCUUAAGUUGGUAUUGAUUCUGCCAGUAGCUACGGCUAGUGUUGAAAGGGUAUUCUCUUCCAUGAGCCAUGUGAAGAAUAAGCUAAGGAGCAAAAUGGGUGAUGAAUAUUUGAACAAUUGUUUGGUUACAUUUGUUGAGAGAGAACUUUUCAAUCAAGUGAAGGAUGAAGAUGUCAUCAAUCUCUUCCAAAAAGGUGACCGCAAAGUUAUAUUGUAAGAAGGAUAUCAUCACUUUAUCAAUCAAAAGCCUUCAUUUCCUGGAGCCGCCACUGCCGACAUGCCCUGCCAACCCACCAAGGUGAUCGCGCUCGGAGGAACCCUGCUGGGCUGGGUGGACCUCUGGCAGGGCAUCGUCGUCCUCGACGUGCUCGACGACGACCCCAUGCACGUUCGGUUCAUCCCGCUGCCCAAGCCCGAUUUCUGCCGGUCCGAGUAUCACGCGCCCUGGGAUCGAGCUCCCCCCAACGCGGUCCACCGGGACAUCGCCUACUGCACCGACGGUUUCAUCAAGUUUGUCGACAUGGAUCUCCGGUUCCGCCACGUUGCCAUGAUCAAGGAAAGGCCCGUGAUCAAGACGACCACGGAUCUCGAUCACGCAGACACCAUCCUCGACUCCAAGCUCCUCCGCCGCGAAUGCGAAGAUAACAACAUACAUUUCGUCCGCGUCCCUAAUGGUUGGAAGAUCCGAACAUGUUACAGGCAUGUUUCGUGGGACUACUGGCGCAAGGACUGUCGGUGUCAAAACCGGCGGAUCUUGGAUAGAAACUCUUGAACCACAUUGUGAGGAUCAUGCCCAUGUCCGAGCUUUUACAUUCUCUCAACAUAUGAAUACACCUCCUCCACCCCACCAAAACACGUGGAACGACGACAUGGAUGGCUACUACUACAAUGGAAGCUUCUAUGGACAUGAUCGAGGUACGACAAUAUCAACUACCAGCUGCAUCCACCCGCCGGAUGGUCGUCUAAUCUGCCACAAUCUCACCAUGCCAGCUUGAAAUCAUUCGGAUCAGGUUCCAUCUAUCCAGUGAACCCCCAAUUGAUGUAUCCAGUGUCAACGGUGAACUCUGCAGCCCAUGGCGAACAAUGCUUAUCACUAUCGUUGUUGCCAAUGUGGCCGGAAUCCUCAUAGCCCCCGGCUUAUUCUUCAACAGGCAUGGUUCAAUUUAGUUUCAAUAAUACCUUUAUAACUGUUACAGACCCACAAGGUAUGCAGCGGGCAAAAAUUAUGGUAAAGGGCUGGUGGUGGAAGAGAUGUUUUUGUUCUUGUUUCUGGAAGUUCUGGGGUGUUGAGGACUGUAGGAAGUUUACAUGAACUUUUUUUAGCAGUUUUGGUGUGAAGUGCGCUGAAACGAAUUUCAGUGCAUUCCUACUGUUUGGUAGUACUUCUUUUAUUUCGGUUAGUGUGUCAGUUUUUAGUAUAUUUUCAGUUCGCUGUGUUUAUAUUUCAGUUCCUCGGAAUGGGCACCAUAAGUGUUUGUUUUAGUCUUUCAGCUAUUAGUCUCAGUUUUUUAGUAGAUUCGGUUUUAGCUGUUUUGGUAGAUCAUUUUCUUAGCUUUAUUGUUGAUUCAUUUUUAGUUCUUUUAGUAUAUCAUUUU